AUGGAGAAAUCCGAGCUCGUCGUCGCGCAGUACCCGCUGCCGUUCUUCAUCGACAUCGAGCAGACCAAGGACGGCAACAUGGUCACCAAGGACGGCUCGCAGCAGGAGAACGACGGCGUCGAGCGCGUCGGCGACCGGCUCCGCGCGUUCACGUACUACGAGGUCGGCCAGAGCCUCGACGAGCCCGGCGGCGGCGGCGUCAUCUCCAUGCUCGGCUCCUUCGGCGGCGCGUCCAUCAAGUGGCGGCGCAAGCUCUUCGACGCCACCUUCACGCCCUGGGACAAGGCCCUCGAGGUCCUCAUCACGAACGAGCCGCGGCGGACGGACAGCGUGACCAUGGUCUUCGAGCGCCGCCUCGAGUACGCCGGCGCUCCAGCGCGCCGCCUCCUGUCGUCGUCCCAGAAGGCGGCCGUGCGCGCCGAGGUCGCCGCGCUGCGCGCCCAGAGCCUCGUCGGCGGCGGCGAGCGGCGCAUCGAGGCCCAGCACAAGAAGGGCAAGCUCACGGCGCGGGAGCGCCUGAGCGUGUUGCUCGACGAGGGGUCCUUCGUCGAGCUCGACCCCUUCGUGUCCCACACCUGCGUCGACUUUGGCAUGGAGCACGAGAAGCCGCCCGGCGACGGCGUCGUCACGGGCCACGGCCUCGUCGACGGGAGGCCCGUGUGCGUCUUCGCGCAGGACUUCACGGUCUUCGGCGGGUCGCUGUCGAGCGCGCACGCGUCGAAGAUCGUCAAGGUCAUGGAGCGGGCCCUGCGCGUGCGCUGCCCCGUCGUCGGGCUCAGCGACUCGGGCGGCGCGCGGAUCCAGGAGGGCGUCGACUCGUUGGGAGGCUACGCGGACGUCUUCCAGGCCAACGUCGACGCGAGCGGCGUCGUGCCCCAGCUGUCGCUCAUCAUGGGGCCCUGCGCCGGCGGCGCCGUCUACUCGCCGGUCAUGACGGACUUUCUGUACAUGGUCCGGCGGUCCUCGUACAUGUUCGUGACGGGGCCGGACGUCGUCAAGUCCGUCACGAACGAGGCCGUGACCCAGGAGGAGCUCGGCGGCGCCGAGGUCCACACGAAGUUGAGUGGUGUCGCCCAGGGGGCCUUCGACGACGACGUCGCGGCGCUGCGGGGCGCGCGGAAGCUCCUGGGGUAUUUACCGUCGUCGUACGCGGACGCGGCGCCGGCCGUCGCGGCCUACGACGACCCGGCGCGCGAGGACCCGGCGCUGCGGCUGCUCGUGCCCGACGACCCGAACGUGCCCUACGACAUGCGCGAGGUCGUGCGGCGCGUCGUCGACAAGCAGAGCCUGCUGGAGAUCGCCGAGGACUACGCGCCGAACAUAUUGACGGCGUUCGCGCGCCUCGGGGGCCGGGCCGUCGGCGUCGUCGCCAACAACCCCAAGUCCAAGGCCGGCUGCCUCGACAUCGACGCCUCGGUCAAGGCCGCGCGCUUCGUCCGCUUCUGCGACGCGUUCGGGAUCCCUUUGGUGACGUUCGUCGACGUCCCGGGCUUCCUCCCGGGCGUCAAGCAGGAGCACGGCGGCAUCAUCCGCCACGGCGCCAAGCUGCUCUUCGCCUACAGCGAGGCGAACGUGCCCAAGCUCACGGUCAUCACGCGCAAGGCCUACGGCGGCGCCUACGACGUCAUGGCGUCGAAGCACCUCCGCGGCGACGCGAACUACGCGUGGCCGUCCGCGGAGAUCGCCGUCAUGGGCGCCAAGGGCGCCGUGGAGAUCCUCUACCGCGACCUCGACGCCGACGGCCAGCAGGCCAAGGCCGACGAGUACGCGCGGCGCUUCGCGAACCCCAUCGUCGCCGCGUCGCGCGGCUUCGUCGACGACGUCAUCGACCCGGCGGAGACGCGCGCGAAGCUCUGCGCGGACCUCGACCAGCUCGCCCGCAAGGACCUCCCCAACCGCCCGCGCAAGCACACUUUCACGCGGCGGCUCUCGCACGCCACGUCGCUCGAGAGCUUCCGCAAGCCCUACAAGCACGUGGACCUCAAGGACAGCGACUGCCUGAACCGCGGCUCGGAGAUCGUGUCCGAGGGCCUCGUCCUCGGCGUCGCCAUCGCGGUCGCGGCCUACGAGUACGAGAAGAGCGCCCACAAGAAGGUCGUCGCGGAGCAAAAGCAGGAGGCGCGCGAGGCGCAGGCGGCGGCGGACCUCGAGGCGCGGCUCGUGCGCAUCGAGGCCGGGCUCGCGGACGUGAGCGCCGCGCUGCGCGACCGCCCGAAGGCGACGUCGUGCAUCAUGUCGCUGGCGCUGUCGCCCGACGCGCUGUCCAUCGCCGUCGCCUCGGCGUCGCGCCUGAGCGUGCACGGGGCGUCGGCGGGGAGCCGGGAGCGGCAAUACGUGCAGCAGGGCCAGCUCGCGCGGCGCUACGCCUGCUGCGCCUGGUCCAAGGACGCGGCGCUCGUCGCGUGCGGCUCCGGCGACGGCGCCGUCGUCGUCUGGGACGUGAAGCGCGGCCUCGUCAAGGCCACGCUCGCGCCGCCGGGCGCGCUCGCGAACGCGGGCGUCGUCGGCGUCGACUUUAGCGCGGACGGCGCGGAGCUCUACGCCUGCUACGCGCUGCCCGGCGGCGCGUUCGCGCGCCACGUCGCGCGGUGGGCCGUCGCCGGCGGCGAGCCCGCCGCCUGGGACGGCGACAAGCGCGGCGUGUCGGCCCUGGCGGCGCACCCGAGCGGCGGCGCCGUCGCCGUCGGGUCGACGCGCGUGCGCCUGCUGCAGACGACGGGCACGGGCGCCAAGCGGGCCCUGGCGGGGACGCACGCGACGGAGGUGCGGCGCCUCGCGUGGACGGCGAGCGGGAGGUACGUCGUGUCGCUCGCGCGCGACGCGCGGUCCGUGCUCGUGCACGACUGCACCAAGGCCAAGGACGGCGUCUGGAGCCUGCGGCUCGCCGCGCCGGGCCUCGAGGUCUGCGCGCGCGCCGCGCCGCGCGCCGAGGGCGAGGAGGCCGUGGAGGUCGCGGUCUGCCUCGGCGACGGCCGGUUGCAGGUCGCGUCGACCGCGUCCCCCGACGCCGCGCCGCUCCUGGACGGGCGGCGCGACGCGCUGGCCGUCGCCUUCGUCGGCGACGACCUCCGGGCCGCGCGCGGCGCGGCGAGCGCGCCGUCGGCCGCGGCCGUGGACGUCGCGCGCGACGCCGGCGUGUGCGCGGCCGUCGACGGCGGCGCGGCGCCGGCCAAGGCCGCGGCCGCGGGCGACGCGCCGGCGGCGAGGGAGCCCAGGCGGCCCGCGGUGCUCGGCUUCGCGGCGCUCGGCGCCGCUCCCCGGCUCCGGCCCGACGGCGAGGACGGCGCGGCGCGGAAGCGGGCCAAGGCCGCGGCGGCCGACGACGACGCGGCCUUGGGCGACCGCCUCGCGGCUUUAGAAGCCCUGGCGACGCGCGAGGAGGCGCAGACGGCGGCGGACCUCGCCGCGGACGCGGGCCACGCGGCCGCGGCCGACGACGGGUCCGGCGCGUCGCUCGCGGCCGUGCUCGACCAGGCCGUGCGCUGCGGCGACGACGCGCUCCUCGAGACCGUGCUCCGGCGCACGGAGCCCGCGACGGUCGCGGCGACCUGCGCGAAGCUGGCGCCGAGCCUGGCGCUGCCGACGCUCGACGCGCUCGCCGCGCGGCUCGAGCGGAGCCCGCUGCGGGCCGCGGAUUUGGCGGGCUGGGUCAAGGCGCUGCUCCUGCAGCACGCGUCGCACCUCGCGACGCUGCCCAAGCUCGCGGACACGCUCGCGCGGCUCCAGUACGUCGUCGACGCGCGCGUCGCCGCGCUGCCCAAGUUCCUCUCGCUCCUCGGCAAGUUCGACCUCCUGCUCCACAAGAAGACCGGCGCCGCGGUCUCCGGGGCCGCGAGCGCCGAGGUGACGCCACUGAACGUCGUCGCCGCCGACGCCACGGACGACGAGGACGAGGAGGAGGAGGACGACGACAUGGAGGAGGAGGAGGACGACGACGACGACGAGUCGGAGGAGGAGGAGGACGACGACGACGACGACGAUUCGUCGGACGACGACGACGACGAUUCUGCCACUAAGAUCGACACGAUGCUCGCCUCCGACGUCGAACACGGCGGCGUGGCCAAGGCGGUCCUGGGCCUGCGGCGCUUCUUCGAGAGCGGCGGCACCAUGUCCUACGAGUUCAGGCUGGGCCAGCUCAAGGCCUUCCAGCGCAUGCUCGUGAACGAGCGGGCGACGCUGCAGGCGGCCAUGAAGGCCGACCUGCACAAGAACGCGACCGAGGGCCAGUACGUGGAGGUCAACCAGGUCGAGCACGAGUGCCAGCACGCCAUCGACCAUCUCAAGCAAUGGAUGACGCCCAAGGCCGUGUCGACGAACCUGCUCAACGUCCCCGGCCUCUCGUACGUCCACCCGGACCCGCUCGGCGUCUGCCUCGUCAUCGGCGCCUGGAACUUCCCCAUCUUGCUGAGCCUCCAGCCCAUGAUCGGCGCCCUGGCGGCGGGCAACUGCGUCUGCCUGAAGACGCCGAGCCAGCACUACAGCGCCGCGUGCUCGGACGCGAUGGCGGCGAUGCUCCAGCGGUACCUCGACCCGCGCGCCGUGGCCGUCGUCGCGGGCGACCGCAUGGCGACGCAGGCCGUGCUCCAGGAGACCUGGGACCACAUCUUCUUCACGGGCGGCAAGUACGUCGGCACCAUGGUCGCCGAGGCCGCCGCGAAGCACCUGACGCCCUGCGUGCUCGAGCUCGGCGGCAAGUCGCCCUGCGUCGUCGACAGGUCGGCGUCGCUGGACGUCGCCGCGCGGCGCAUCUGCUGGGGCAUGUUCCAGAACGCGGGCCAGACCUGCGUGCGGCCCGACUACCUGCUGGUCCACGAGGACGUCGCGGACGCGUUCGCCGGGUUGCUCCUCAAAUGGGCGACGGCGUCCUACUCGAAGGACCCCAAGGCGACGGAGUGGUUCGGCCGCCUCAUCAACGAGCGCGCGGCCCAGCGCGACUGGGCGCUCGCGUCGCGCUUCCAGUACGGCACGACGUCCGGCUCCUUCGUCGUCAACGACGUUCUCGUGCAGGGCUCGAACCACGCGCUGCCCUUCGGGGGCGUCGGGCCCUCGGGCAUGGGCGCGUACCACGGCGAGCACUCCUUCAGGGCGCACUCGCACCAGAAGGCCGUGCUCUACAAGACGCCCUACCUCGACCUCGACGCGCGCUACCCGCCCUACUCGCCCCUGCGCGCCUGGACGCUCGGCACGGUCCAGGCCGUCCGCUCCGCGAACGCGAUCCUCGCCGUCCAGCUCGGCCUCUUCGCCGUCGCCGCCGCGGGGCUCUGGGCCGCGUGCCCGGCCCUCGGCGAGGAGCUCGCCCUCCUCCUCGCCUACCUCCGGUCCCGCGCCGAGGCGCGCCUCUGA
Aureococcus anophagefferens is the source of this 5343-nucleotide messenger RNA. RefSeq lists its product as hypothetical. The transcript is spliced from 7 exons. Gene Ontology annotation, molecular function: oxidoreductase activity, acting on the aldehyde or oxo group of donors, NAD or NADP as acceptor; protein binding; propionyl-CoA carboxylase activity. Lineage: Eukaryota; Pelagophyceae; Pelagomonadales; Pelagomonadaceae. The record is from RefSeq and is a predicted model, not a curated record. The coding region runs from base 1 to 5343 and encodes 1780 amino acids. Gene Ontology annotation, cellular component: mitochondrion.